AUGCUUGAGAAAGAAGUUGAGGAUUGGUGGCGCAACACUGUUCAGAGAUUUGAUGAGAAUGACAUUGAAGUGACUUGGGAACUUUUCCAUGAUGCUUUUCUAGAGAAGCAUUUUCCAGAAUAUGUUCGUGGAAAGAAGGAAAUUGAAUUCUUUGAGUUGAAGCAAGGUAAUGGUACCGUAGACGAGUAUGCUGCAAAGUUUGAGGAGUUGAUCAAAUUUUGUCCCCAUUAUAAUACUGUUAAUGCUGAGAGAUCCAAGUGUCUUAAGUUUGUGAAUGGCCUGAGACCUGAUAUCAAGAAGGCAAUGGGUUACCAACAGAUUACGAUAUUUUCUGAGUUGGUUAACAAGAGUAGGAUCUAUGAUGAGGAUACUUGUGAGAGUGCUGCUCAUUACAAGUCCUUGCAUGAUAAGAAAGGAAAAAGGCAAUUCCGAGAGAAGCCAUAUGAUGGUAAGAAGAAAGCUAGUGAUAGCAAGAAGCCGAGUGGGGGAGGAUCUCACACUCUUGUCAAGUGCUUCAGAUGUGGUGUUAAGGGACAUCGUGCUCAUGAGUGGCCUAAGGGUGGUGUGACUUGUUUUAAGUGUGGCAAGCAAGGUCACAAAUCUUUUGAUUGCAGAGUUGGUUCGAAUGUGACUUGCUACAACUGUGGUGAGCAAGGGAACAUUAGUACCAAGUGCAACAAGCUGAAGAAGAAGCAAUUCAAAGGGAAAGUGUUGUAUUGUCCGGUGCUGAUACUUCUGCUGAGGAGAGAUUGA
Messenger RNA from Lathyrus oleraceus (garden pea), 753 nucleotides. Its product is annotated as serine/arginine-rich splicing factor RS2Z33-like. Lineage: Eukaryota; Viridiplantae; Streptophyta; Magnoliopsida; Fabales; Fabaceae. The record is from RefSeq and is a predicted model, not a curated record. Bases 1 to 753 code for a protein of 250 amino acids. The transcript has a single exon. Gene Ontology annotation, molecular function: zinc ion binding; nucleic acid binding.